This is a messenger RNA of Notothenia coriiceps (black rockcod), 380 nucleotides long. RefSeq names its product high choriolytic enzyme 1-like. The record is from RefSeq and is a predicted model, not a curated record. NCBI's taxonomy places the organism in Eukaryota, Metazoa, Chordata, Actinopteri, Perciformes, Nototheniidae. The transcript has 4 exons. Bases 42 to 365 code for a protein of 107 amino acids.
UUCAGGUACUGUAUCUCUCUGCUUCUGUCCUGUAACCAGCCAUGAUCCUGCAGGCAGCUGCGCUCAGCUUCCUCCUCUGCUGCGUGCACACUUACACCCUAUGGGCUCCUUUUGAAAAGACUGAGGAGUCCUCUGGCAACACCAUUGAGGAUGAGACCCUCAGUGUCUCUGAGCUGUUGGAGAGGGCCAAUGUGGAUGUUGGAAAGAACUUUGACGAGCCGAUGGUGAUGUUUGGAGACAUCGCCGUGCCCACAGGUCUGCAGAACGCUGAUCCCUGCACAGCGCGAGGCUGCCUGUGGCCCAAAGCCACCGACGGAAACGUCUACGUACCCUACCGCAUCUCCAACCAGUACUGUGAGUACUGAAGGCAGGGUCUUAUA